Monopterus albus (swamp eel) is the source of this 6599-nucleotide messenger RNA. It is a transcript of the gene stard13a, whose product is annotated as StAR related lipid transfer domain containing 13a. Lineage: Eukaryota; Metazoa; Chordata; Actinopteri; Synbranchiformes; Synbranchidae. Gene Ontology annotation, biological process: actin cytoskeleton organization; regulation of Rho protein signal transduction; signal transduction. The record is from RefSeq and is a predicted model, not a curated record. The transcript is spliced from 19 exons. Gene Ontology annotation, molecular function: GTPase activator activity; protein binding; lipid binding. Bases 647 to 4747 code for a protein of 1366 amino acids.
UAUAAACAAAUACUUUUUUUUGGAACAGGUUGCCUUAGCCACAGCUCUGAACCCAAAGUGCCACUUGUGCUGGACUCGGCCUGAUUCUCAAACUAUUGGAUGAAGAUGCCUAUUUGAUGAUGGUUUGACAAUCUUAUUGGAGCAAACCGAUUUAGGUUACACGCCACUUUCACCAUAUCCCUUACUCGUUGUGUAUAAACGCUCAGGUAGUUUACCUGUCUGUAGCAUUUCAAAACUUUUCAGACAUAAACUCAGAGUUGCAUCAGCUGGAGAUUCAUGUUUGCUCCUGGAUCUUCACACUUCUGUAUCGGAUGUGCUCUUCGAUCGCACGGCUUCUGUACAAAAAUAUCUGCCCAGUGUCAAAGGAUUUUUCUGGGGCAUUCAAGUGUGGUUCACAGAGUAAUAUAUCAUCCACUCAUACCUUCAAUUUACCAGCUUCACCUGAACUGUCAGUUCCUCAUUCUCUGCUUGAAUGAGCCAACAUUUUGCUGACCAGAAAAGAACAUACACAUGAGGUCUGGCUCCCUAUUUUGCAUGGAGGUCCAAUAGCUGAAGCCUUUACCCCCAGGCAUUGGGUGUCCCUCUGGGUGACCUGUAAGGUCAAGUUCUCCUCUUGACUCAAAGCUCCAACAGACAGAUACGGGCCAUGUCUGAACCUGUUCCUCUUCUAAAUUGUGUUCUGGAUCCUUUGGGCAGUCAUGCUCAAAAAUGGAAGGCGUUAAAACUGGAUGAGAUGGACACACAUUGUGGAGUCACUUCACCUCAGCAACAAGAGGAGAGCCCCACAGAGACAUGCUGUCCUGAUGAGUUGCUUUCUGCCUUUUCACCAGCCCUGUGUGAUAGAAGUUGUAACCAUCUGCCACCACCUGUGAAUGCAGCAGAGGAGCAUUCACUGGAUCUGCUCAAAGUAAUAAAGCACAAGCCAAGCGCCAUUGUGUUCUGUGAUUAUGACUGUAGCGCCGAUGACCAGGUGACCUUUGUCAGCGGGAGCUCCGAUGGUGGAGAAUCCUCCUUAUCCACCACCGAAGAGGGGGAGGAGGAUGAUUUUCCUGAGACAUUACAAUAUAAGGAAUUCCUGGUCAGUCGUCACCGUAGAAACUUGAGCAGGAACAGGAAGUGCUUAAAGAGGAGGCAGGAUGCCCAGCCUAAUAUGACUGUAUCUGGCUGGCAAAAGCCCGUCAACAGUGCCAAACCUGAGUUCCCAGGUAGCCAAGAGGAAGAGGAUACAAUGCAGAACAAUGGAAAACAGGCUACUGCAUGUGGCUCCGUGACCUUUCUGAUAAACAAGUUGGAUCAGUUCAGUGAUGGCAUCCAGGAAGUCCAAAGCAGUAAUUCCUCCCACCCAGCUGUGGCCAGUUCUGACCAGGAGCAGGAGGGCAUGAUGUGUGCUCCCACUGUGGACAGGAUGGUGAGCCGAGGUCCGAGUCAGGAUCAGGGAACCAUCAGAGCUCCAGACAAACCUGAGCCACUGACCAGGCGGCGCUCACGACCUUUGACUCACAGCAGACCGCUGACCCGCACAUCCCUCCCAUCCUCGACGCACCUCCAUGUUCGAUGGGCCAGGGAUGAUUCGAGGAUGGCCACUGGAUCAGCAGAGAUUGAGGCUAAGGAGGCCUGUGAUUGGCUUAGAGCAGCAGGAUUUCCACAGUAUGCUCAGCUCUAUGAAGAUUCCCAGUUUCCAAUUGAUAUCGCCUCUGUGAAAAGGGACCAUGACUUCUUGGAGCGGGACCUGGUGGAGCCUCUAUCUCGGCGUCUAAAUACUCUGAACAAGUGUGCCUCCAUGAAACUGGAUGUCAGCCAACCCAAGAAGAAGGGUGAUGACUCCGAUGAAGAUGACCCAUUGGCUAUCAGUAAACGGUGGACAUUUGAGUGGAGCAGUCGGCGUUGGUCUCGUUUACAAGACUUCCUGUUGGACGGCACCAAUGAAAGCAGCCCGACGGGUCAGAUGGAGGGUCUGCACAGCACAGUGAGCAGCGAGAGCGUGCUGACAGACCUGAGUGAGCAGGAGAUCACAGAAGUCUCCUCGCUGCACAGUGAGGACUCCGCAUCCGCCAUGCCUGACUCUAUAUCUAUGGCAUCUCUCUCCACUUCCUACCAACCACCCAGGGACCUUCCAUAUUACAACUCCCUGCCAAUCAAAAGCAGCCACCACAGGCAAGGAGGGCGGAGUAAAGCCAAAGAGUUUUUGCGCCGAAUGGAAAUAAUGCGUACUUGGGGGCCAUCGACAAGGCGGAAAAGUUCAAAUCGCAGGCUACCACUGGUCAUCAGUGGGCCGGUGUUACAGGGAGAGGAGCCUCAGGCACUGCAGAAGCUCCAGUGUACUCCCAUCAACCAAUUGGAACACAGCCCUAAACUCAACCACCAAACAGAUAAUGGCACUUCUCCUGUCUCCCCUAGCAAUGGUUGUAAAGAGCAAUCCAUAGUGAAUGUGAGCCCGAGCAGUGAGACAGCGGCACCCAAUGUAAAAGCGCCUGUGUGUACAAAACCUCGGACUGCCAGCAAGAGAAGCAGCAUGUAUCUGGAGGAUAUGGAGCUGCCUUCUCAGGGUAAGAGGACUGAUGGGCAGAGCCAGUUCGGCAGAAACCAGUUUCGCUCAUAUGAAAACCUCCUCGUUCACAUCCCCAAAGACCAUAAACCAGGCACCUUUCCAAAAGCUCUGUCCAUAGAGAGCCUGUCACCUUCCAGUGACAGAAACAAUGACUCUCAAACACUGGCCCAAACUUCUCCAUCCAACAAUGGGCUAGGUGAGCCUUGGUCUGGCAAACUUCUGGCAAAGCCCCCCUGUCCUGGAGCUCCACAGGGCAGCAGGGUGAGUGUUUACGACAACGUGCCGGGCUCCCACCUUUAUGCCAGCACAGGAGACCUGCUGGACUUAGAGAAAGAGGACAACGUGUUCCCUCACCUGGACGACAUCAUCCAGCAUGUCAGUGGUUUGCAGCAAAUAGUGGAUCACUGGAGCCGCAGUGUGCUGCCUGAGGGUGAGACGGGGGAAGGAGAGGAGGAAGGGGAGGACAGGACCACCCCCAGUGAAGGGGAGAGAGAUGGAGUUUCUUUGAAUGACACUGAUUCAACAGGGACCAGUAGGGAGAGACGAGACUCUGGAGUCGGGGCCUCGCUGACAAGACCACGUCUACGAUGGCCCAGUUUCAGAACCUCCGAUCAUCUCAACCAGCCUGCAUCUUCACUGCAAAUCAGUAGCCAGUCAGCAGGCCAGCUCAGCCUGCUGCAGAAGUUCUCAUUGCUCCGCCUCACUGCCAUCAUGGAAAAACACUCAAUGUCUAAUAAGCAUGGCUGGACAUGGUCUGUGCCCAAGUUUAUGAAGCGCAUGAAAGUACCUGACUACAAGGAGAAGAGUGUGUUUGGUGUUCCCCUCAUUGUCCAUGUCCAGCGCUGUGGUUUUCCACUCCCUCUGUGUUUACAGCAGGCCCUCAGCCACCUCAGAAAACACUGUCUGGACCAGGUGGGUUUGUUUCGCAAGUCUGGCGUGAGGUCUCGUAUUCAGGCUUUGAGGCAGCAGUGUGAGCUGUCCCCUGACUCUGUGAGCUAUGAGGACCAGUCAGCUUAUGACGUGGCCGACAUGGUCAAACAGUUUUUCAGAGAUUUGCCUGAGCCUCUGCUAAUGAGCAAGCUGGGAGAAACCUUCCUGCACAUUUACCAGUACGUCCCGAAAGAGCAGUGGUUGCAGGCCAUCAGAGCGGCCAUUUUGUUGAUGCCAGAUGAAAACAGGGAGGUUCUGCAGAUGUUGCUCUACUUCCUGCGUGAUGUUACUUCCUUGGUGGAGGAGAACCAGAUGACACCAAUGAACCUGGCUGUUUGUCUGGGACCUUCACUCUUCCAACUCAGCAUACUAAAGAAUGAGAUGCUGUCACCAAGGGUAAUCCAGAGGAAGUAUGCCACAGGCCGCCCUGAUCAGAAAGACCUGAACGAGAGCCAGGCUGCCACCCAGGGCCUGGCACACAUGAUCACUGAGUGCCAGCGUCUGUUUCAGAUCCCCGAGGAGAUGGUGACCCAGUCUCGCAACUCCUAUAUGGAGGCUGAGCUGAUGGUGCCCCCACUGGACGAGCUGUGCAAGGCUCAUGAGGAGGAGGUGGACGAGGACGAGGAGGAUGAGGAAGGAUCCUAUCAUGCACACCUAGAAAGCCUAUUUCAGAACUUGUUGAAAGAAGCCAAAGAUAAGAGCAAAGGCUGGGUGCCUCGUUCAACUAAUGACCACACAGAACUGGCCUUUAAAAAGGUGGAAGACAAUAACCCCCUAAGGAGGUGGCGAGUGUGUGUGGAGGUGUCGGCAACUCCCACUGAGGUGCUGCAGCGGCUGCUAAAAGAGCGCCCUCUGUGGCAGAAUGAACUACAGCAGGAGAAGGUUAUAGAGACGCUGGAUAAGCAGACAGACGUGUACCAAUACUGCUGCCGCAACAUGGCACCUCGACCCGACUGUGACUAUGUGGUACUAAGAUCAUGGUGUACAGACCUGGGUAAAGGCUCCUCUGCGCUGGUGUGUUUGUCCAUCGAACAUGACGACAGCCCACGCAUGGGAACAGUGAGGGGGGUUGUGCUGGAGUCACAGUACCUCCUGGAGCCCUGUGGGAUGGGAAGGACCAGGCUCACACAUAUCUCUAGAGUGGACCUCAGAGGAAGAUCUCCAGAAUGGUACAACAAGGCGUUCGGUCAUCUGUGCAUUAAUGAAGCCCAGAGGAUCCGCUCCUCUUUUCAGCCUCUAGAUCAGACGAGCACUGAGGCCAAGUUCUGAACCCCAGAAAUCAAGCUUUAUUUUGGGUCACACUGCCUGAGUAGCUAGGCCUGAGAAACACUGACAAAGGAGAGGAAACAUUCAGGCAGUGGAGUUUGGUCUCUUUUCAUGCUGCUGAGCCACACUGUACCAUACUGUACUGAGUUAUAGUCAUUCACAUACAGGGUCAAGUAUUUUUCUCCAUUAAUUCUGGUCAUUCUGGACAGGUGUCCUUAAACAAUGUAUCACUGCUUAUUUAUUUUCCAAAAUAUUUUUUUUUUGUAUCACAGAACAAACAGUUCCAAUUGUGAAACAACAAAUUUGAUUUUAUUUGAAUAACCAUUAAUGAUUUACUGUAUAUAGUUGACUCAUAGCCAACCAUCUACAAAUCCAACAUCUUCCCAAAAAAAUGAUCUAAUAAAACAGACAGCACCAGCAGGUGGGAUCAUGAUCUGGGUGCCAUAGCGUUAGGGUUAAUAUUUAAUCUGAAACACUUUAAUUUGAGAUGAAUUUAAUUAUUAUUGUAAUAGAAUUUGUACCCUAGACUUGCACGCAGCUGAUUUUGUAGUAUGUACACUCACAAAUAGCCUAAAAGUUACUUAAAGUAGAAAAAGUAUAUUAGUACUGAUUAUUUAGAGAAAUCUAUUUUAACGCCAACUCUUUAAAAUGUCACAUUGCCUACUUUGAUAUUUAAUAUGACUAAUUCAUCUAAAAUGUAUUAAUGAAUAGGUCUGAAUAGGUCAGUAAAUGUUAGAAACACAAAUUCACACAAACACUGACAAUAUCUUACAGUCAUUUUGCCCACAAUUCAUUGAUUAAUCUUUCAAGAAACUAAUGCAGAUCUGACUUGCCUGGAUUUUUAUUAAUCUCUGCUUUAAAGAUAGUAUUUUACACUUACGUUUCAAUAUUUAUAAUAUACACACAACUGUUACAGAGCCUUCUAUAAAGAUGCAAAAACAUCUGUGCUCCUAAAAAUCCCUGCAAUAUGAAUGACCAAGUCCAGUACAAUAUGGAUACCUGUCAACAUUACAUUGUGAAAUGAGCGCACUAGUUUCAGGAAAAUCGAGUGCAUGAGGGAUCUGGAUAGCAGAAAGGGGAAAUGUUCAUCGGGUCCAAAAACGUGCUUGAGUCCUGCUAUGGACAUGUUGUGUUGGAGAUCACUGUUGAUUUAGUUCUCAGUCACUAUUUUCAGUGUUUAUCUUAUCUAAAUGAAAUGUUCUUUUAAAGUUAUUAUUAUUAUUAUUAUUAUUAUUAUUAUAUUUCUAUAUAUGGUAUCAUUGUUGCUUUUUUGCUGUCAUGUUAUACGGUGUCUAAGACAUGUGACCAUUUCACUGCUUCUGGGAAGCAUGUUUGAAAUUGUGUGUGUGUGUGUGUGUGUGUGUGUGCAUGGAUGUGUCCACAUAUCUGCAUUUUAAAUAUAUGCGCACUGUACUGUAAAUAUAUACAAGGCUUUCUGUGCCCACAAAUCGAGCAUAAUAGUUUUGGAGAGUCUUCCUGUCGUACUGAUAUGCUGAAAUGUGAACUUUCCACUCAGCAUAAUACCGAAGCAGUAGCAGACUGGAGCUUGCUCUGCCACGGCACUGCCUGGACUUUUUUUGUUUCAGCUGUAGGCUGCGUUGCUACGGUGUUGCUAUGAUACAGUAUUUCUACAGUGCCACCAAAAUCCUGUGUGGAUGCUGUUUGCUGGAGAACAGUACGGUGUGUGUGUGUGUGUGUGUGUGUGUGUGUGUGUGUGUGUGUGUGUGUGUGUGUGUGUAUGCCCCCGACUGUGUGGGGAAAGGUUCCAAAUCUCGCUGAUUGGCUGAGGUUUAUGGUUAUUUCUGACAGAAUGACAGAAAACCGAACCAGUGUUUCUAAACAAGAGAAUAAAAAA